Molecule: messenger RNA, 486 nt
Organism: Necator americanus (New World hookworm)
Lineage: Eukaryota; Metazoa; Nematoda; Chromadorea; Rhabditida; Ancylostomatidae
Exons: 1
Coding region: 1-486 (161 amino acids)
Source: RefSeq, a predicted model, not a curated record
AUGCUAGGAGUAUCACGUUUAACGCAAGUGAGGGACGGGAUUCGAAGUUCUCUCCUACGUCAGCGAUCGAAGAUUAGAGACACCGCAGCGUUUGCCAAGGAAAGUAAAAUAAGGUGGGCCGGACACGUGAUGCGCUUUAACGACAACCGUUGGACCAGAGCCGUGAGCGACUGGGUUUUGGAUAUUAAGCGGACUGGGAUAUUAAGCGCACUACAGGAAGACCGCCGACCCGAUGGUCAGAUUUCUUCACGAAGUCCUUCAAAGAAAACUGUGAUGCUCUUCGUGUCCCACGCGAAAGGAGGAACCACUGGGCUACUCUGGCACGCGAUCGAGACAAAUGGAAGAAUUACUGGCGCCCGCUCGACCAGUUCGAAGAUAAACGGGAGUCAAGGUGAUCAAGGUGAAUGUAAGAACAAAUGGAACAACGAGAAGAAAACUGAACAGAGAAAGAGUAAAACAUGUCAACUAUGCAGUUACUUGAUGUAA